Messenger RNA from Cavia porcellus (domestic guinea pig), 6890 nucleotides. It is a transcript of the gene Rbm19, whose product is annotated as RNA binding motif protein 19. The coding region runs from base 146 to 3031 and encodes 961 amino acids. The transcript is spliced from 25 exons. Gene Ontology annotation, cellular component: nucleolus. The record is from RefSeq and is a predicted model, not a curated record. NCBI's taxonomy places the organism in Eukaryota, Metazoa, Chordata, Mammalia, Rodentia, Caviidae. Gene Ontology annotation, molecular function: mRNA binding.
UGACUUUGUUCCUGCUUGCUAAAAAUGGCGGCGCCCAGUGUGGCAGCGUGAAAGUUGGAAUCCAAAGACGCUGUCCGGUGGGGCUGGGAUAAAAAGCGGUGGAGACUUUUCGCCAUGUCGCGACUGAUCGUGAAGAAUCUCCCGAAUGGGCUCCCCCCUUGUGGCGUCCCCUCGGUUGCAGAUGAAGGAGGAGCGCUUCCGGCAGCUGUUCGCCGCCUUCGGGACGCUGACCGACUGCAGCCUGAAGUUCACCAAGGACGGCCAGUUCCGCAAGUUCGGCUUCAUCGGCUUCAAGUCGGAGGCGGAGGCCCAGAGGGCGCUGAGCCACUUCCACAAGAGCUUCAUCGACACAGCCCGCGUCACGGUGGAGUUCUGCAAGUCCUUUGGGGACCCAACAAAGCCCCGAGCCUGGAGCAAACAUGCACAGAAACCAACCCAAACCAAGAAAUCUUCGCAAGACUCCACUGGCCCAGAAACUAAGCAAGACAAGAAGAAAAGGGGGCCGAGUGACCUGGAGAAGCUGAAGGAAGAUGCCGAGUUCCAGGAGUUCCUGUCAGUUCACCAGAAGAGAAUGCAGGUGGCCACGUGGGCGAAUGACAUGCUGAACACUGAGCCCGCUAAAGGGAAGAGCAAGCCCGCCAGCGACUACCUGAACUUCGACUCUGACUCCGGGCAGGAGAGUGAGGAGGAGGCGGAGGCCUCAGGGCCGGAGCCAGAAGAGGAGCAGGACCUGGGGCCCAAGGAAGCUGUGCGGAAGGAGCUGUCGGACAUGGAGUACCUGAAGUCAAAGGUGGUACGGGCUGACUCGGCCUCCUCGUCAGAGGAGGAGGAGAGUGAAGACGAAGCCGUGAACUGUGAUGAGAGUGCGGCCGAGGAAGAGAAGGAGUCCACCAUGCCAGCCCAGCAGGAGACAGAGCGCAGGGCGGCCGGCCUGGGACACAGGGCCCCACCUGGGCAUGGCAGCCCUCAGGUCAGGAAAGCUGAGGUGGAGAAAGCAGCCAACCAGAAGGAGCCCACCACGCCCUACACCGUGAAGCUGCGGGGCGCCCCAUUCAACGUCACAGAGAAAAAUGUUACAGAGUUCCUGGCGCCCCUGAAGCCGGUGGCCAUUCGAAUAGUGAGAAACGCUCAUGGGAACAAGACAGGGUACAUCUUUGUGGAUUUCAGCAGCGAAGAAGAAGUGAAAAAAGCCUUGAAAUGUAACCGCGAAUACAUGGGUGGGCGUUACAUCGAGGUGUUCAGAGAGAAGCAGGCCCCUGUGGCCAAGGCGCCCCCGAAGAACAGCAGCAAAGCUUGGCAGGGCCGGACGCUUGGGGAGAACGAGGAGGAGGAGGACCUGGCCGACUCCGGGAGGCUCUUUGUACGCAACCUGCCCUACACCAGCACCGAGGAGGACCUGGAGAAGCUCUUCUCUGCCUACGGUCCCCUAUCGGAGCUUCACUACCCCAUCGACACCCUGACCAAGAAGCCCAAGGGCUUCGCCUUCGUCACCUUCCUGUUCCCCGAGCACGCUGUGAAGGCCUAUGCGGAAGUGGACGGGCAGGUGUUCCAGGGCAGGAUGCUGCACGUGCUGCCGUCCACCAUCAAGAAGGAGGCUGGGGAGGAGGCCGGUGCCCCGGGGUCGUCUUAUAAGAAGAAGAAGGACGCCAAGGACAAAGCCAACAGCUCCAGCUCCCACAACUGGAACACGCUGUUCAUGGGGCCGAACGCCGUGGCAGACGCCAUCGCACAGAAGUACAGCGCCACCAAGAGCCAAGUGUUCGACCACGAGACCAAGGGCAGCGUGGCCGUGCGUGUGGCCCUGGGGGAGACGCAGCUGGUCCAGGAAGUGCGGCGCUUCCUGCUGGACAACGGGGUCUGCCUGGACUCCUUCAGCCAGGCCGCAGCAGAGCGAAGCAAGACGGUGAUUUUGGCCAAGAACCUCCCAGCAGGCACCCUGGCCGCCGAGCUGCAGGAGACUUUCAGCCGUUUUGGCAGCCUGGGCCGAGUGCUGCUGCCUGAAGGUGGCAUCACCGCCAUCGUGGAGUUCCUGGAGCCCCUGGAGGCCCGCAAGGCCUUCAGACACCUGGCCUAUUCCAAGUUCCACCACGUGCCUCUUUACCUGGAGUGGGCCCCCAUCGGCAUCUUUUCCAGCACUGCCCCACAGGAGAAAGUGCCCCAGAAAGCAGCAACACAGCCUACAGGAGAAGACGAGGAGGAGCCCGAAGCCGCUGACAUGGAGACCCCAGAAACUGAAAAGCCUGCAGAGGAAGGAACAGCAGCACCCACCACCAGGACAGAAGGAGGAGGAGAGGAAGAGGAGGAAGAGGAGGAGGAGGAGGAGAGCCUUCCAGGGUGUACUCUGUUCAUUAAAAACCUAAACUUCGACACCACAGAGGAGACACUGAAGAAAGUGUUUUCCAAAGCCGGGGCGCUGAGGAGCUGCUCCAUCUCCAAGAAGAAGAGCAAAGCAGGCGCACUGCUGUCCAUGGGCUUUGGAUUUGUGGAGUACAAGAAGCCAGAACAUGCGCAGAAAGCCCUCAGGCAGCUCCAGGGUCACGUCGUGGACGGCCAUAAGGUGGAAGUGCGGAUCUCAGAACGAGCCACCAAGCCAGCCAUGACGUCUUCCUGGAAGAAGCAAGUUCCGAGGAAGCAGACGACCUCCAAGAUCCUGGUGCGGAACAUCCCCUUCCAAGCCGACCUCCGCGAGAUCCGAGAGCUGUUCAGCACCUUCGGGGAGCUGAAGACGGUCCGUCUGCCGAAGAAGAUGGCGGGGACCGGCAGGCACAGGGGGUUCGGCUUCGUGGACUUCUUCACAAAGCAAGACGCCAAGCGAGCCUUCAACGCCCUGUGUCACAGCACUCACUUGUACGGCCGGAGGCUGGUCCUGGAGUGGGCGGACUCCGAGGUGACCCUGCAGGCCCUGCGACGGAAGACAGCUGAGCACUUCCACGAGCCCCCGAAGAAGAAGCGGUCUGCCGUGCUGGAUGGGAUCCUGCAGCAGCUGGAGGACAGCGAAAGCGACGGGGAGGAGCAGAGCCUGCGGGUGUGAGCUAGCACCACCAGGCCUCUAUGAGACACAGACCGGCAUCCCAGAGACGCACAGUGCUGAGCCCUGGAGCUGCCUUUCCCGCCCCAGGCUGCCGCCCAGGAGCCACCUACUUCUCCUGAGGACUAAGCCUCCAUCUUCAAAUCCUGGCUACAGGGACCAUGAGCCUGCUGUCACCCCGAGACACUUCCGAGGGCCUCCAGCACCAGGCUGACCAGACACGCCCAGCUGGGACACAGUGGGGUCAGGGAACGCAGCGAGGCUCUGGGCCCAGCAAGCGGCGUCCCCAGCUGGUCCCCUUCAAGGAGCGCUGUGUGCGAGCCCUCUGCAGCCCUGGAGCCAGCACGGCCAUGGCCAGGGACACGGAGGGGAGAGGGGGCCACAGUCCUCAGUCCCGCUCCCCACACAAGCCGCUCCAGCCGUGCAGCCUUGACACCGGGUCCUCCUUCGUGUCCCGCAGGGUGGGUGCUGUGGCCCCGGGCAGGCAGUGCUGGAGAACAGCAGGUCAGGGCAGUAAACCCGAGCCGCUCCCCUGCCCUGAGGCCCUUUCAUUUGGAGCCGAAGGUGAUGCCAGGGAGGCACAGGUGCCCGUCUUUCUGUGCAUGCAAGGCCUGGUCCUGUGCAGCCCUCGGAGUGGCCCAGACCCCACCUGGGCCCGUGGUGCCCGAUGGGCAGCACCUGUCACCCUGGCCUGUCCCUGAGAAUCAGCAACAAUGACAGAAACCCGGAGUGGCUGUGCCCCGCCUUCUCCAGUGAGGUACCCAGCCGCUGGCAUGGCGGGCUCGGCCCUCUGGGUGAGGGCCGCACAGCAGGGCCAGUGUAAAGCCACAGGGUGGACCACCAGGGACCGAGGGGGAUGGCGGGCCUGGGACCUGUCCUGUCCCAUCUGCUGCUGCUCCUGUGCACCUCCUGCUUGGGCUUCCUAUGAAUGUUGUUUGUGCACAGAUGACCCUGCCCUGCAGGCAAGGGACAGCCUUGUGGUCACCAAAAAUAAGCCCCACCAAGGGCCAGCCUAGGCUCAGGCACCCCCACCUGUCCCUUGUGCCCUCCGGUUUGGGGACCAGCUCAGCCUGCUCUUGUGGCCCACUGGCCUCUGACCCUCUGCGCUUCCCACUCCCAGAGGAGCUGGUGGAGUGGGUACCAGGAAGGACCCGCAGGGUAGAGUGGGGGAGCAGGGCACCUGACCAGGAUGGCCUGCUUGCUGACCCCGAGUGGGCAACCCACUGGGUCUGUGCACUUGGGGUGGAACACAGGGAAGGCCAGGGAAGAUCCUGUACCGUAAGAUCUGUUAAAGAAUAAAUGGCUCUGAAAAGGGGAGAUAAACGGAGGUGAGUGUGUGUUGAGGGCCCGGUACACAGUCACCCCAGGAGCAUCAUUGUCACCCAGAGGAACGUGGGGCUGUACCCAGCAGGUGCCCAAACUCAGGCCCAGGCAAGCAGCAUCACACACAGGAGCCCAGGAUGGCUCCGAGCCUCUCGGAGAGAAGCCACAUUGGAAAGGGUCCCAAGGUGGACCUUGGGUUGGGCUCUGGGGUUGCUGUAUCGGCCCCAGCCUUUCCAUGGGGGUACCAUUUGGGGGCAGGGAGGGCCCACUCUCCACAGUUGCCAGAUUGCCUUCUCUGAAAGCCCAGCUCAGCGCAGGGCUGAUCCACAGUUGACAGACGGCCCGGGGCAUGGGCGACCCCAAAGCUUGGCAUGCACUCCCCAACCAUAGUGCUGCCUCUGACCCCCAAAACAUGAGCUGCAGCCCCCAGCUGGCUCUAACCCCAGGGCAGGGGCUGGAGGCCACGAGACCCCUGAGCUCAGUCCAGCCCAGGCGCCUCGACUCCAGGAGGGCACUUGCAGCUCGUCACCCCGGGAGGGUCAGGCACAGGGAGAAGGAGCCCGACCUGCAGACAGGGACACCAGCCCAGGCAGAGCUGCAAAGCAAUCGCUGACCCACUCCCUUCAUCCCGCAGAUGCCCGCUGGGUGUCCCUGUGUGCUGGCACCCAGGUGUGGGGACAGAGGCCUGCAUGGCCCCACAUGGCUGCUGGGUGGCCCCGGGGUCUGUCCCGGGCUUGCAGCCCCUGGGCCGAGGCAGGGCACGGUCUCCAGCAGCCCAGGCCGCCGCACAGCCUGCUGCCCUCCGGCGCCUUCCUGGACGCUUCCCUUUUUGUCUUUUGUAUUGUCCCGAUCUGCUCCCCUGUCACAGGCUGCGGCUGGGACGGAUUAGCGGGGCCCAGCGCGCAGGCUUUGGUGAACAGAGCCCAGCUCGGUUUCGACAUCUAAUUCAAUUUGUUCUGCCGAGAUUGAAAUAUGAAAUGGUUGCCAGUCACACGUUCAAAGGAGGGAGAGGGAGGCCUGCUGAAAUUUAGAUUUUAAUGAAAGUGACUUUAACCCUUUGGGGCCCUGGGGGAGUGCAGGUCCCCCUCGCAUCCCCGGGACAGCACCAGGGUGGGGCUCUGCCUUUUCCCUCCCCUCCGCCUCUCUGGGGUCACUUACAGCAAUUUGCAUCACUCUGAGCGCUGUUGCUAACAAGAGCUGGGCAGAGUGCUUGCCUCUCGGUAAAAGAAAGGCACCAUCCAUCCCGUAGGCUGCUUCCCGGAGUCCUGCAUGGGACCCGCCCGCUCCCUUAGAUGAUCUAGUGAGACUGGACCCUUCCUCCUGUGUGCCCCAGCAGGGCAGCACCAGGCCUGUGUGAGCCUGUCAGGGCCAAGGUGUCCCUGGUCCUUUGUUAAACGAGUGGUCCCUCUCCCCUGCCAGCAGCCAUGGAAGGGAAUGAGCAUGUCUUUGGAAACAGUGACAUUCCCGGGAGAAGGGCAUGUGCAGGGGCCAGUGCUGGGACUGGCUGCAAUUUGCUGGGCAGGCAGGGGCGGGCAGCAGGGCCAGCGUCCAGCUCAGCCCACCCUGGGACCCAAGGCUGUGCAGGGAGCAGAGCGUGACCCUCCACCGUCCACUGACCCCGAGGUGACUCAGACCAGGGAGCUAUCGGUAGGGAGGCCAUGGAGACAUGGGAUGGAACCUGGAGAGGGACCCGGAGGGUCCUAAAGGCUCAGCUGUGGGGUGAACAAGGCCUGGUCUGGGGCCCCAUUGAGCAGAGCAGUCAGCUGCCACUGAGGGGACGCAGCGAUGCAAGGUCCCAGACCUCACGAGUAGAUGACUGGUAGGGGGGACAGGGGCGGGGGGACAGGGGGUCCCAGCACAGGAGAGGGACAGGCUGGGGGCAAAGUGGAAAGUGUCCUUUUACCUGUAAGAAAUCCUAUGGGACUUUUGGGUGGCUGCCCUCUAGAGAUCCAGCAGGACAACCCAGCACGCAGCUGGAGGCCCCCAGGUUUGUUACUGUUGUUUUAUUUUGUUUGCUGAGCUGAGGUUGCAAUGAGCAUGUUGUGUGCUAAGGCCUGUGCUCCACCACGCAGCACCCAGUUCAUUCUGAAGCCCCUUUCAGAUAAUUCCAAAUCCUUUUGGCCACAGAACUCCAUUUCCAAACAAGAGUCUGAUGCAAACGCAGCAUAAAAACCAGAGAAGGUGAGAACUGCUGCAGGUAAACGUGGGGUGCAGAGCACAGCCCCCCACACUCCUCUUCCCCGCUCAGGAGCGGGAGCAGGAGACGAUCUCAGGGCCCGGGCGCUGCGUUUUUAAUUGUUAAUUUGUGGCGUCAUUUUCAGGUGCGUGCCACCACCGCCUGUAACCACCUCUCCAGCCUGUGCUGGGCCAGGCUGUAAGGAAAGCCAGCCAGUUGUUACAAAGAAAAAUACCAAGUGUACACAUUUAAUAAAAGUAAUAAAGAGCUGCUGUGAAUGAUUUAAAACACAGGUCAGCAACCUACAGCUGUGGGCAGACCUGACUGCUGCCAUUUGUAUGAAUAAAGCUUUAUUGGAACACG